Trematomus bernacchii (emerald rockcod) is the source of this 881-nucleotide messenger RNA. Its product is annotated as MAM domain-containing glycosylphosphatidylinositol anchor protein 2. Gene Ontology annotation, biological process: nervous system development. Gene Ontology annotation, molecular function: protein binding. NCBI's taxonomy places the organism in Eukaryota, Metazoa, Chordata, Actinopteri, Perciformes, Nototheniidae. Gene Ontology annotation, cellular component: membrane. The record is from RefSeq and is a predicted model, not a curated record.
AUGACUCAGUCCCGCUGGUGGGAGCAGGAGAUUCCCAUCGAGGGAAACGUCCAGAAGGGAGAGCUGCUGACCUACAACCUGACUGAACUCAUCAAACCUGAGUCCUACCUGGUGCGCCUCACCCCCAUCACCCGCUACGGAGAGGGCGACGCCACUGAGCGCAUCAUCACCUACAGCGCUCCUGUUAACCCACAUCUCAGGGAGUUCCAGUGUGGCUUCGAGGACGAGGCGGUGUGUUUGUUUUCUCAGGACAAAACGGACGUGUUCGACUGGACGCGUCACAGCGCCGCCACGCGAGACAGCAAAUACACACCGAACACCGGACCCAGCACCGACCAUGCCGGCACCAAGACGGGUUUCUACAUGUACAUCGAGACGUCGAGGCCGAGGCUGGAGGGGGACGCGGCCCGGCUGCUGUCUCCCACCUUCAACAUGAACUCCAAGACCUCCUCCUCCUCCCCAGUCACCACCAACCCCACCUACUGCUUCUCCUUCUACUACCACAUGUACGGGAAACACAUCGGAGCUCUGAACGUCUUUCUGCGUCAGAAGACUCAGACGGUGACGGACACAUCCGUCUGGAGUCUGAUCGGUAACCAAGGAGACCGCUGGCGACGAGCCAAGGUCAACAUCCACCCAACCGCACCUUUCCAGAUGGUGAUGGAAGGAGUCCGAGGCGCAGGCAUCGAGGGAGAUAUCGCCAUCGAUGAUGUAACCAUCGAGGAGGGCGAAUGUAAAGACCCACCCCCAAACAAUCUAAGGUCGCUUGCCCCUCCCUCAUCACCCCAUAUAUGGCAGCUGUGCAUCACUCUGAGUCUGGCUCUGAUUGGCCGGCAGAGGUGACCCCCCCUCUCUACAGGACGCCACAUCCUUUGACUCUU